Messenger RNA from Beta vulgaris subsp. vulgaris (sugar beet), 2216 nucleotides. Its product is annotated as cleavage stimulating factor 64. Gene Ontology annotation, molecular function: mRNA binding. Gene Ontology annotation, cellular component: mRNA cleavage and polyadenylation specificity factor complex. Gene Ontology annotation, biological process: mRNA 3'-end processing. The coding region runs from base 236 to 1816 and encodes 526 amino acids. The transcript has 10 exons. The record is from RefSeq and is a predicted model, not a curated record. NCBI's taxonomy places the organism in Eukaryota, Viridiplantae, Streptophyta, Magnoliopsida, Caryophyllales, Amaranthaceae.
ACGGCAAAGAUUGUUUUAGUCCCAAUUUCAAUUUCAAUUUCAAUUUCAAUUUCAAUGCACUCUAACUACUAUUACUGUCUGAAACUGCAAAAUAAAAGCUAGAGAAACGAAGAGAGCGAGAGAGAAACAUAUCUUGAUUUCAUUAGAUGCAAUUGUUGGAUAUAAUGCAGAGAAUGCUCAAAUUGAAGCAUACAAGCUCAUUCAUGUCUUCCUCUUAUUGAGUCUUCUUCUUUUUAUGGCCUCUUCCCAACAACAUCGUUGCGUUUUUGUUGGAAAUAUACCUUAUGAUGCAACUGAAGAACAGCUUAUUCAAAUCUGUGAAGAGGUUGGCCCCGUAGUUUCAUUCAGAUUGGUUAUAGACCGUGAAACAGGAAAGCCAAAAGGUUAUGGAUUUUGUGAAUAUAAGGAUGAAGAAACAGCACUUAGUGCUCGCCGUAAUCUUCAGGGUUACGAGAUUAAUGGUCGGCAGCUGCGGGUAGAUUUUGCCGAAAAUGACAAAGGUGCUGAUAGAAAUCGUGAACAGCAGGGUCGGGGUGGGCCAGGAUUGGCUACAAGUGCUGAUGCUCAAAAGCAGGUAGGUGGCCCGGCUGUCAUUGGAGACGCAACAUUCCAUCAGCCAAUUGGCCUCCCAAUAGCUAUGACUGCUGCUUCUGUCAUGGCAGGAGCUCUCGGUGGUCCUCAGACUGGUCAGAUAAAUCAAAAUGGUGUGCAGAAUCAGUCAUUAGUUGGCAGUGACCCUUUAACGCAUCAUCUAGCCAAAAUGUCCAGGAGUCAGCUGAACCAAGUUAUACAUGAAAUGAAGGUGCUUUCUAUGCAAAAUAAGGAUCUCGCACGUCAACUUUUGCUUGUGAGCCCACAACUUCCAAAAGUUCUUUUCCAGGCACAGAUAAUGUUGGGUAUGGUGACACCACAAAUGUUGCAGAUGCCAAAUAUAAGGCAACAGGCCCCAAAUCCAACUGUUUCAACUCCCCAACCUUCUAUGCAACUUACCAUGCAAGGUCAACCCCCUGUUGUUCAAACCCUACCUGGGUUGCCCUCUUUUACUCCAUUAUCCUCUGUGUCUCAGAAUGCUUUGGCACAUAAUCAGUUCUUGGCACCCUUGCCACUGCAUCCACAAGCGCGAGCUCAGCAUCCAAAUUUGAACCAGAUGGUGACACCAUCUCAAAGUGUACUACCUGCACAUUCUGGGCCUCAGCCACUUCUAUCUGCACGUCCUCAACCUCUGGGUGGAUUGCAAAGACCACCGGUAUCUUCCUCUUUUAGACCUGGUCCACCAUUGCAGCAUGCAGGACAUGCUAGUAUGACAACCACUCAAAACACAAAUCUUCAGGCUCUCUCUCAAAGCCACCCUGUGUCAUCAGAUCCUGGAUAUCAGGUUGUCUCUUCUGUUCGCGCAGCUUCCGUGGAGGCAAUUAGGAAGGAUGCUCCCAUGCGUGUACAAACUGUUGGAGAUGCGACCUUGGUUAAAGGUACUAACACCUUGACGAACUUGGCGUCGUUAUCUGAUAAAAAAGAUUCUCAAGAUCUGAUGGUUCGUCCUUCGAAACUUCGGAAGUUGGAUAAUGACAAAGGUGCUUCCUUCUCAUCUGCUGGAUUAGUUGCACCAAGUGCCACUGUCACUGCAAGUAGCUCUGUUGCAGCUUUUCAAAGCUCUAAACUGGAAGCGCAGAACAUGGAGAAGCAAGCCCUGCAGCUUCCACCUGAUGUGGAGUCUGCCUUGUUGCAGCAAGUGCUCAACCUAACACCUGAACAACUGAGUUCACUACCUCCAGAACAGCAACAGCAAGUCAUUCAACUACAGCAGAUGCUCAGAUGAGCUCCAUGGACUUCUCUAAGCCAAAUAAUUUGAUGGGAGGGCCAUAAAUUGUUAUGGUGCGUGCACUAAAUGGAUCCUUAUCUUAGCAUCUCCAAGACCGUGCGUGGAAAAGGAUGCUAUCCGAUUCUUUGUAACAUUAACUUACGCUUCCAAGGAGGUCAAUCAGGUUUUGAGAUGCUUGAGAGCUAUCCAAUUCUUUGUAAUACUUGUCAGCAUUCAUAGAGAUAUAUGUGAAUCAACUACAAUUAUAUAUAGGAAAAAAGGUAAAUUUUUUGAGCAACUGUCUGGUUACUCAUCAAAUUUUGGUAGCACUCUUUCCUUUCUUUUACGUUUUGAGAUCAUGGACUCAUAGUAUUCCACAGAACGCCAAUUUUGGUUACCUGAGGCAAUCUUUCCCUCA